UGAGGGGAUGAGAAAAUAACACUCUCCCGUAACUAACUCUGUUCGACAUCUAAUCAGUAAUUUCCCGCCAAAAUUUAAAAAAGAAAAAUACCAAAAGAAUUUCGACGCAAUUUCCAUUUCGUUCGGUUUCGAAUUCUCUCUAUAUAUAAGCUUCAUUCUUCCCUCCCAUUUCACAACAACUUCUUUUUCAAUUCUCUCUCUCUCUCUCUCUCUCUCUCUCUCUCUCUCUCUCUCUCUCUCUCUCUGCCAUUUUUAGAUCAGAAAUCAGGAAUAGCCAGCAUGAGAGGUCCCAAAUCAGCUGCAAUUGCUCACAAGAAGCCUGACACUGCGAUGCUGAAUAAACGGAACGCAGUGAAGGAGAAGAAGGCAAGCAAGAAGAACUCUGAUGCUCCGAAGCGUCCCGCCGGUGCCUUCUUCAUUUUCAUGGAGGAGUUCAGGAAGUCUUACAAAGAAAACUAUCCUGAUGUGAAGGCUUGCUCAGCAGUAGGAAAAGCUGGCGGUGAGAAGUGGAAAUUGAUGUCUACUGCUGAGAAGUGUCCGUACGUUGAAAUGGCUCUGAAGAGGAAAGUAGAGUAUGAGAAAGCUGUGGAAGCAUAUAAGAUCAAGCUUAGUGAUAAUGGUGAGGACGAAAAGACUGAAGAAUCUGAGAAAUCGAUCUCAUAUGUCCACGAAGAAUCGGGAGAGAACGAUAGUUCUUAGUUAUUACUUUUUCAGACAAACAGGUAGAGGCUUUAUGAACUCAAUAAUUAGCAUGAAUUGGAGUGACGUUGUGGAAGGUUCACUGUCGUUUGCCUACAUUUAGGUAUUAGUAAAGAAAUGUGGCGACAUCAUUGUUCUCUUAUCUUUUUUUUUUUCUUUCUUUCUUUGUAAAUGCUUUCUGAACCAUGCUUAGCCCUGUUGUCAAAUGCUCUGCUCUGAGCAUUUAUUGCAUAUUAUUAGACUGGAACGAUAUAUGGAAAUUGUAGUUAGACAAAAUGUUGUGCCCAGCUGAGAAGUAUGAAGUUGUUGAUAAUAGAAUUCUACUAUUGUUGGCUUGAUAUAAA
Cannabis sativa is the source of this 1043-nucleotide messenger RNA. RefSeq names its product high mobility group B protein 3. Bases 280 to 699 code for a protein of 139 amino acids. The record is from RefSeq and is a predicted model, not a curated record. The transcript is spliced from 7 exons. NCBI's taxonomy places the organism in Eukaryota, Viridiplantae, Streptophyta, Magnoliopsida, Rosales, Cannabaceae.